GUUCUGUGCCAUCCGCCUCUGGAAGUUUUCAUACCACUUGAGGACGCAGCUGGAUGGGAUGUAGGUCUCCGUGGGGUUCGGCGUCAUCUGCGCCUGCGACAUGGCGAAGGACGAGGCGAAGUUGUACAGACUGUCCAGCAUCUUCUGAGUGAACUGCAGGAAGGAGUCCACGGUGGACACGGCGGCGCUGGACACCGGGAUCUGCUGGACCAGCUGCUCCAGAGCCUCCACCGACACCCCGACCUGCGCCACGGAGGGGGACGUGUUGGAGGCCAUCAUGCCGAACGGGUGCGCACCUCCCUCGCCGGCCUUCAGCCCGGAGAUCUUAAAGAUGGCACUUGGCUUGUCGUUGGUGAUGAAUCCGAGCAGCUGCCACACCGGGACCCCGCUCGCCGGGUCAGGGAAGGAGAAGUACACGGCGCCGCCCAUGCCGUCGGGGAAAGGCACCGUGCCCAGCAUGAACACCACCACAUGGUUCACGUUCUCAAAGUCCGGCAGGUUGAACACGAACUUGUCCGAGGCGACCUGCACCGCGUCCGUCUGCACCAACCUACCGGCGACCAAACAACCGAACAUCCCUGCCGACUGCUAGCCGUUAGCCUCGGUGUUAGCCAGCACGCUGUAAUGUAAACACGAUUAGCUUCAGCUUAGCCUGCAGGCUAGUUUUAGUGUAGGAGCCCGAAUCACUGAUGAACUCAGCGGAACUUGUUUAUCCGGUAGAAGGCUGAGAAAUGAUAUCCCGCCGCAGCAGCUGAGAUAGUUCAUGAAAUCAGCUGUUAGGGGCUGGUAGAAACUUCUAGUACUGUCUCGCAUGGUAAUACUGCCCGCUCUGAAUCUGCUGCUCGGCUAUCGACACAUCGUCCUGGGUAGUAGUAACUCUGGGAUGUUGUGUCCCAUAUGUUUCUCUCUCUGCUGUGGACAUUUUCGGCCUUUUAUAUAACUACAGCAAUAAACAUAUAUAAACUACAGCAAAGGAGUUUUAUCAGGGAGACAUGCCGGAGGGCAAAAGAGUUGUGGUGGAGUUUUGUUGUUGGCAGUGUAGACGCUCGAUGAUUCGUUAAUUGACAGCCAAGAAGAAAGCGGGAGUAAAUGUGUUAACCGGAAGUGAGAGUUCUUUGCACUUAUAAAAAUUAAAACAAAAAAUGUUUUGAUAAAAAAUGUUCUUUCUUUAAAUAUUAACAUAACUUUUAAAUUUAUGUUUACAGUAAAUUAAGUCCCUCAAAACACAUUUACAGCAGGAAUGAAACGUUUUUCACAACAUUUUAUUACUUAUAUGCCAAUUUGUUUCUUACAAUUCUUGCACACGUACAAGGUUGAGUUUUGAAAAAUUCCAAACAAACCCCGUGUGUUUUACUUUGAAAACGGUGACCGGAUGUGUUCUUUUGUGAUUUCCGCCGUCUUGACGCCGCCUCUGUCAGCGGGUCGCUUCAGUCUCUGGCGGCUCAGCUGUUUGUUCGGUGACAUUUAGAGCAUCAAAAUAAACUGAAAUAAACUUUCUGCUCGUGUGUUUUCUGGGCUGACACUUUUCUGUACGGAUUAACGACUUUUCAUCGACACUAACAGGAUUUAGGAGGAUGGCGAAGCAGGACAGAAGGUUUCACCCUCAGUGAGAGCAGAAAAAGAAGAAGAAGGAGAGGAGGAGGAAGGCUGCUGGAGGUUCAUCAUGGAGCGAGCUCACAGCCUCCUGCUAAACGAGGAGGCGUACAGUCAGCUGGGUGAACAUCAGCGGGCCGAGUUCAUCUUUGAAUGGCUGAACCACCUGAAGAAGCUCCUCCCUGCCACUGACAGGGCCGACAUCAAACAGAACCAGCAGCGUCUGAUCGAGCAGCUGUCGGGUCUUCUGAUUGGCUCCCCCGGCCCGCCUACCCGCUGGUUGCUGGCCCACUGCUUGGCCCUGCUCUACCGCCUGGGAGACCCGGUUUCUUCCAGCUUGUUGGUGGACAGGUGCAAUGACAUCAUCCGCAGCAAAGACGACUCUCCGUCAGGCCUCCCGACACGACUGGCAGCCGUUGCGUGUCUUGGUGCUUUGUUUGAGCAGCUUGGCCGGAUUCUCGUCGGCUCCUUCAAAGACACACUGACCAACCUGCUGAAGGCCAUGAAGAGCGCAGAGUCUCAGGGUCGGUAUGAGAUCAUGUUGAGUUUGGAGAAGAUCCUGCGAGGUUUGGGUGUGAGCGCCGUGCCGUGUCACCGUGACAUCUAUAAGGCGGCGAGGACCUGUCUGACGGACCGUUCCAUGGCGGUACGCUGUGCCGCUGCCAAGUGUUUGCUGGAGCUGCAGAGGGAGGCGGUGUUCCUGUGGACCAGCGAGUUGGAGAACGUGGCCACCCUGUGCUUCAGAGCCUUUGAAGGAUCCAACUACAGCGUCAGAGUGUCUGUCGCCAAUCUGCUGGGAACUCUGCUGGCUGCUGCUGUGGAGCCCAGACAGCCCACUGCAGCCCCCAGACAGGGGGGGCGGGGUCGGAGCUCCCUGGAGGAGGUGAUGGAUUUGUUGUCCGGGGGGUUCCUGCGGGGCGGGGCAGGUUUCCUCCGAGCUAGCGGAGACAUGCUGAAGGGGACAAGCUCUGUCGGCAAGGAUGUCCGCAUUGGAGUCACGCAGGCCUGCGUAGUCUUCAUCUCCACCCUGGGCGGCUCCUGGUUAGAGGUGAACUUCCCGGCCUUCCUGACCCUACUGAUGGAACUGGCAUCCCACGGCAAGGCCACGCAGACGCCGGGCGACGCCGCGGUGACCCGCCGCUGCGUCUCCUUCAUCCUGAGGAGCACCCUGGGGUCCCUGCUGGGAGAGAAGGCUCAAACCAAUGCAGCCAAACAGCUCUGCCUCGCUGUGGCCGCGCAGAAACGAGCCAUCGAUGCAGCUCUGACUGAUGGGAACGUGGAGACCAGAGUUUCGUCUGCAGAUGUCUCGGCCAGUCAGCAUGUGUUGGUCUGCUGCCUGCUGGAACUGGGAGCACUCAUACAGGGACUGGGAUCAACCGCUGGGCCCCUCCUCACUGACAGCAGCACAGCCCUCCUGGACACGGUGAUCUCCGUCCUUCUCCACCCAGCCGCGUCUGCCUGUCUGGCCGCCGCCUGGUGCCUACGCUGCGUUGCCAUGGCGAUGCCGUCCCAGGGUUCCUUGCUGCUGGAUCACUGCACUGAGCGGCUGGUGGCGCUCAAAUCUUCCCCUGAAGCUGUGGCCGGGUACGGAGCCGCUGUCGCUGCCCUGGUGGCUGCAGUGCAGCACUGUACCCUGGGAAUUCCACACACCAAAGGCAUGGUGGUGCUGGGUCUGGCUGAAGACCUGCUGCGUUCAGCCUCUCAGAACAGUCGGAUCUCUCUGCAGAGGACUCAGGCCGGCUGGCUGCUCGUCUCCUCUCUCAUCACUCUCGGCCCAGCUGUAGUGGAGCACCACCUGUCCCGUCUCCUCCUCCUGUGGCGGUGUGUGUUUCCUGCUUCACUCAGGGAGCAGGAGAUGGAGUUGCGACGAGGGGACUUCUUCACAUGGCAGGUUACACUGGAAGGACGUGCCGGGGCGCUCUGCGCGAUGAAGAACCUGUUGCUGCACUGCAGAGAGCUCGUCACUGAUGACAUCAUCAGCCGCCUGCUCACGCCAUUGUCCUGCGCUGUGGCCCUGCUCAUCAAGUUGCCUGCCCUCAUCAGGUCUUACAGCAGUUCGGUUCGCAUCUGGUCGGUCAUAUACAGACAGAGAGUCUAUGAGCUGCUCGCUUUGCUGCCUCCACACACCUACCAAGAGAGUUUUGGUUUAGUGAUGAACCAGCUCGUGUCUGACCUGUCCAGUCAAGACAACCUGAACCAGCCGUGUUCAGAGCUCACCCUGCUGCCCCCCCUCUGUCACCAUGAUGACCUGCCGCUGGUCGGCCCCGCCCUCGACGACACCGACCCCAGAUACAUCGAGGAACAGCUCCACGGCAGCAUUGUGGGAGGGGGCUCUCUGGACAACGACGCCUUCAGUCUGUGUGAGAGGAGUGAAGAAGCUCCCACUCCUCUUCCUCCUCCCGUCACUCUGAUCGCUGCCACCGUCCGACUCUUUGGAGCGCUCUUCCCCCACAUCAUCUCCGCUCAGAGAGUGAAGAUAUUGGAGCAGUUUGUAGAAACAGUGAACCGGCUGAAGGGUCAACGCCAGCAGACCGUCCAGAUCCAUGUCUGUGCUGCCCUCUGCAGUUUGCUCAAGCACCAGGGUGGGAUCCGGGGCUCUUUUGGGCCAGAGGAGGUGCGUUCCCCGGCGUUGUCCCUCCUGUCUGGGGCGCUGGAGAACGUCAGUCCUCUGCUACGCUGUCUGGCUGCUGAAGGUCUGGCCCGGCUGGUUCAGGUGGUCGGAGACCCCGGCUUCACCGUCUCCGUCUCGCUGCUCUGCUUCGACAGGCUGAAGACGGCUCGUGAUGCAGCAUCUCGCAGCGGCUACGCUCUGGCUCUGGGGGCGCUAUACCGCUACACCGGAGGAAUCAGCUCAGCUCAACACCUGUCCACCUGCCUGGGAGUCCUGUUCACCCUGAGCCAGGACAGCACCUCACCUGAGGUCCAGACCUGGUCUCUCCACAGUCUGUCUCUGGUCAUCGACCUGUCCGGAGGUUUGUACCGCGCCCACGCCGAGCCUUCCUUCACCCUGGUGCUCCGGCUGCUGCUCUCGGCUCCGCCCACCCACCCCGAGGUGUACCACAGCCUGGGACGCUGCCUGCACGCCCUUAUCACCUGCCUGGGUCCUGACCUGCAAGGUGAAGGUGCAGCAGUGUCCGCUCUGCGCUCCAGCUGUCUGGUGGGAUGUGAGGUGAUGCAGGCCGGUCCAGACUGUCUGGUUCAGGCCAGAGCCAUUUCCUGUCUGCAGCAGCUGCACAUGUUCUCACCACCACAUGUCAACCUGGCCAGCCUUGUACCUGCACUCUGUGAGAUCUUAUUGGAUUAUUCCAUGUUGGCCAACCUGUGCAGUUCAUACCUGUGUCUGCGUCGCGCGGUGGUGGCGUGUCUGCGGCAGCUUGUCCAGCGAGAGGCUCUGGAGGUGUCCGAACACGCGGUGACUCUGGUCAAAGAGCUGCCGAGAAGAGACAACACACAGCUGGACGUCACCAUAAAGGAGGUGGGUCUGGAAGGAGCUCUGUUCACUCUGUUGGACCGAGAGUCAGAUCCAGGUCUGAGGAGGGACAUCCAAGAGACUCUGGUCCACAUGAUGGCGUCCAGCGCCACCAGCGGCAAACUGGGACACUGGCUCAAACUCUGCAAGGACGUUCUGUCUGCGACCACCGACUGUCUGGCUCCGGUGGAGGCGAGUCAGGAGGACGAGGAGGCUGACCCCGGCAGAGACGACGACUCCUCUGCUUUCAAAGCUCGGUCAGACUCCGGCGGACCGUUCACGGCCCUGCGCUGGGCUACGCGUCGCUUUGCCAUGGAGUGCGUGUGUCGCAUCAUAGCUCAAUGUGAGACUUCCGACCCGGCUCACUUCGACAUGGCUCUGGCUCAGGAGCAUCGCCUGCACAAGUCCACCGACUUCCUGGUCCUCCAUCUUGGUGACCUGGUCCGUAUGGCGUUCAUGGCUGCGACAGACCACAGUGACCAGCUGCGGCUGGCAGGUCUCCAAACCCUAUUGGUGAUCAUCAGACGCUUCUCAGCCAUCCCCGAACCGGAGUUCCCCGGUCAUGUGAUCCUGGAGCAGUACCAGGCUAAUGUUGGAGCUGCUCUCAGACCAGCCUUCACUGCCGACGCUCCUCCUGACGUCACCUCCAAGGCCUGCCAGGUCUGCAGCGCCUGGAUUGCCAGCGGUGUGGUCAGUGACCUCCGUGACCUGCGGCGAGUCCAUCAGCUCCUUGCCUCCUCAUUGGCUAAAGUCCAGGCCGGGAGGGACACGUCCACCCAGCAGUACAACGAGGCCACUGCUACAAUGGAAACACUGGCUGUUCUUAAGGCCUGGGCCGAGGUUUACAUCGUAGCCGUUCAGAGGAGCAAACAGAAGGAGGUCCCCGGUAGGAAGGCUGACCUGUCAGUCUCCUCUCUGGCCAAUGACAGCUCUGUCUCCGAGUCGGGAGGCGCUGGCCUUCUGAAGUUAGUCCAAUCAGAUCUGUCGACGCUGAGCCGUCUGUGGUUGGCGGCGCUGCAGGAUUACGCCCUGCUGACCCUCCCACAGGAGUACGCAUUGCAGCUACCUGCAACAGGGGGUUCUUUCUACACAGCAGAGACGGUGAACCAGGCCAGAGCUCAUUACUCCUCCUCCUGGGCUCCCAUCCUCCACGCCACCUCCCUCUGGCUCCACAGCACCGGUUUUAUCAUGUCAGAUGAUGCACCUGCCAACCUGUCCAGACCGGUCACGCCCACCUCCAUGGGACACACUGGCUCUGUGGGUGGAGCCAAGAGUCCAGAGGACAUAAACUCCGACAGACUGCAUCUCAUACUGGGGAUCAGUGUGGAGUUCCUGUGUUCUCCACAUUCUGAGGACCAGAUGGAGAACAUCACUUCCUGUCUGCGAGCUCUGCAGGCGCUGCUGGACAUCUCCUGGCCCCGAGCUAAGAUCGGAAACGACCAGGCUCUGAGUGUGGAGCUGCUCAGCGUCCUCCACAGGCUGAUGGUGACCAGAGAGUCGGUGUCCGUCCAGCUCGCCGUGUUGGAUUUACUGCGACAGAUUGUGACGGCCGCUCAGGAGCACGUCAGGGAGAAACGCCACAGUGCUGAGGUGGAUGACGGUGCAUCAGAGAAGGAGACACUCCCAGAGUUCGGCGAGGGACGGGACACCGGCGGUUUGAUUCCCGGACGCUCGUUGGUGUUCGGAGCGCUGGAGCUCUGCCUCUGUGUACUGGUCCGGAAACUUCCACAGCUCAGCCCCAAACUGGCUGGAACAAGUCCAACUGGUCCUGGAGGCUCAGUCUGGAGUUUGACUGACAGCGACUGUCAGCUGGUGUCAUCAGCUUUGUGUGUCCUCUCUGAGCUGCCGUCUGUCUGCUCUCCAGAAGGCAGCGUUUCCAUCCUCCCCACUGUCCUCUACCUGUUGCUGGGAGUCCUUCGAGAGCUGGUCCAACAGCCCAGCACACACACUGGUACCUCGGUGGUGGGCUCAGUGGGCAGGGCAGGUCUGGAUAUGGUGGUCCAGGCGACUCUUCAGGCUCUGAAGUCUGUUGUGACGUCUCCGAUGAGCCGUCAGGAGAAGAGCCGAGAAGCCUGGAACGUGCUGCUGAGAUCAGCUCUGAAAACGCUGCUUGGACUCUGGGACUCUGGAGACUCUGCUGUAGAUCAGGUCAGCUUACUCACAGCUCUGACUGUCUUCCUGCUGUCUGCUGGUCCUGAUGUCUGCACUGUUGAGCCGCUACACGCGCUCUGUCUGCAGUGUUUCAACGCCAGCAUGGACGCCAAAGACCCACUGGUUGUGAGUCGGUGUUAUCAGCUCUUAACUUCGGUGUUUCAGGCUCCGCCCGGCGUGGCCAUCCCGUACAUCAAGGCCCUCGGACCGCCGCUGGUUCGAUUUCUCCAGAAGGUGGAGAGGAGUCGUCCUCAGAGUCCAGAGGAGCUGUCAGGAGUUCUGGAGGGAGUCCGAGCCAUGGAGGCUCUGGUCCAGGCUGCAGACGAGUCCCAGCGUCCUCAGCUGGUGGUCAUCUUGUUGCCCCUCCUCAUCUCCUUCCUCCUGGAUGAAAACGCUCUCGGCUCGGCCCCCGCAGCGUCCCGGUCUCUCCACGAGGCGGCGCUCAAAGACCUGAUGCGUCUCGGCCCCCAGCACUCAGCCGCCUUCAGGUCUCUCAUCGCGUCGUCUCCUCACCUGAAGUCUCGCCUGGAAGCCGCCGUCAAAGGGAACCAGGAGAGUCUGAACGCCAAAGCCAGCAGCGCUAACUCCGCCUCCCGCAGCGGCGCCAAGUCCUCCCCCAGCAUCACGCUCAAAACCAACUUCCUGUGAGAAAACUCGCCUGAGGGACAAUCUUCUUCUCAUCUGAUGGUUUUCAUCCCAAAAUCACGUUAAGCUUCUGAAAGUGAAUGAAAAAUGUCUGAUUGUUGUGGGGCCAGUGAAUGGAAACAUUUUUAAUAUUAAAUAUUUUUAAGAGUUUGCUUUUGGUCAGUAUAAAGAAAACCUACAGAUAUUUGGCUAAAUGUGGGAAUAAUACUGUAAUCAUAAUGUAAAUGCUGUAAAAAUACAAGACUAAAGUUUUUUUGUUAUUUUAAAUUUUUCCUUCUGAGGUAACAUGUUUCCUGUGUCUUUGGUGUUCACAUGGUUUUGGGAUGAAAACCUUAAUUUUGUCAGCGAGACUCUGAACGUCAGAGUGGACAGACAUGAGCCAGGCAGACGUGAGACUCAUUUAAUGUUCAUCUCGUAUCUUAAAACCAACUGAGGACAAACAAAUUAAAGAAUAAUGGGACGGAGAGGAACUGGAAGUGCAGUUUAAAGAAUUCUGACUUCUAGCUUUCUAGAAAGGCUCCUCAUGUUCCCUCAUUGUUUCAGUGUUUUUUGCAGUUUUGCACAGAGACUAAACCCCGUUUUAAAACUUUCUUUGGAACCUGAUAAUCAAAAUAUUUUUUGGGAAAAACCCUUAAUCUCACCAAUAGAUCCUCGACAUUACAAAUGAUUUUGUUCCCUAAACCCAGGUGUGCUCCAAACCUACAAUGCCAAAUUUGGUGCAUAUGCAACAACAGGUGGCACUGUAACGCAUUUUUACUAUUGUUGUCGGAUUAUAUUUUUUCAGUUUAGGACAAAUCUGAGUAUGUGAUGCUGUCAUAUAUUGUGCGAUGAUUGUUGUUUUGCUCUACAACGAGUACAUUAAUCAGUCACGCCAGUGUUGUCACAGCAAAUGUGAGGAAAAUCUGUCAAUGUUUCACAAUUUAAAGAAAAUAUAAGUUUAAUAUACAAAAAGAAGACGGCAGCGUGACGCCAUCGAAUCGCUCCAAAACAACAAAUUGAUGUGGCUUCCCGAUUGGUUGAGGACCCUUUUGUUCCUUGAGUUAUGUUGGUGUGUCGCACCCUGACAUUUUUUUUCUAGUGAUUCAAAAAAAACUGAAAGUAAGAUUUUCGGCUUGUCAGGCAAAAUCUGACAAAUCUAAUCUCAUUUUGACUUUUCUCCAAAAAAUGGAGGUAGCAUAAAGGAUACAUGUACCGUACAUGCAGUGUGUGACCAAUCACAGGAGAGCAUCUUAAUGUCAUACAGGCUGUCACUGAUGCAUAGUCUCCACCCACCUGGCACUACAAGUACAAUUAAACAAACGGCAGCAGUUUAAGUGUCUGUGCUGUAUGAUCCGCUUUGUCUGUCACUAUAGACUUUUAUUUUGAAAAAUAUGUCAUCUCUAUGUACUUGAUGGUUUAAGUAGUAGUAAAACAAUCUGAAGUUUGCAGUAGAAUAAGCUUCUUUACCUGCAUCACUAACAAUGAAUGGAGGUCAAAGGUCAUAUUAACACGUCUUCUUUUGACCCUUGAAUAAUGAACAAAAGAUGAAGAGGAUUUUAUUUUUUUUUUAGUACAAUAUUGAUUUUGGUUUUAAUUUUGUCUGACAAAUCACAUAAAAACACAACCCGAAGACUCUUUGAUUGAUAUUAGUCAUAUGGUGGCCUGUAAGGGACAAUUGUAGUCAUCAGCACUUUAGUUUAACAACACUACGACGUCAUAAUAUCAACCACAUCAUGUUUUAUCAGUUUGAGUCAUCUGCAGUGAAGACUGGCAGUUGAAAGAAUGUAAAUCUGGCUGGUUUUAACUUUUAAUGUCUAAAUGUGAAUGUUCAUAUCAGUGAAAAGAGUCGAAACAAUUCUAACAUGAUUUCCUUUUAAAAUCUCUGUCAUAAUCAAACAAAAACACUAAAGAUUUACCUGCAAUAAGUAUACGAACCAGGUGAGCUGUGUGCUUCAGUCUUCCAGUUUCAGCAGCUACACACACACACACACACACACACACACACACACACACACACACACACACACACACACACACACACACACACACACACACCAGCUGCAUGAGUGUGUGUUUGUGAGCUCACCUGGCUCUGUGUACAGGUUUGAACUGUAUGAAUGAGUUGCUGAACAUGUUGUUUUCUAACGGCAGUGAGUAAAUAAAACAUGUUUUUCUUCUAA
Micropterus dolomieu (smallmouth bass) is the source of this 10017-nucleotide messenger RNA. RefSeq names its product HEAT repeat containing 5a (gene heatr5a). Gene Ontology annotation, cellular component: Golgi apparatus; endocytic vesicle; membrane. Lineage: Eukaryota; Metazoa; Chordata; Actinopteri; Centrarchiformes; Centrarchidae. Bases 1664 to 7861 code for a protein of 2065 amino acids. The record is from RefSeq and is a predicted model, not a curated record. Gene Ontology annotation, biological process: intracellular protein localization; retrograde transport, endosome to Golgi; endocytosis. The transcript has 42 exons.